Dreissena polymorpha is the source of this 2954-nucleotide messenger RNA. RefSeq names its product TOX high mobility group box family member 4-B-like. The transcript is spliced from 10 exons. NCBI's taxonomy places the organism in Eukaryota, Metazoa, Mollusca, Bivalvia, Myida, Dreissenidae. Bases 284 to 1972 code for a protein of 562 amino acids. Gene Ontology annotation, biological process: regulation of transcription by RNA polymerase II. Gene Ontology annotation, cellular component: nucleus. The record is from RefSeq and is a predicted model, not a curated record. Gene Ontology annotation, molecular function: chromatin DNA binding.
UUCCGGUUCCUGUAAGGACUCUCUUUUGCAUGUGUUUAAAAGUAUUACAACCCUUGCAAUUUGUUUAACGUUUCCAAUCACAUUGAACGUCGCUUGGAUUUCCAAAACGAGGCUUCAGAUCGGUUGAAUUUCCGGCGCGUUUUUUCGGACGUCUGAAAAGUCGGUGGACAACAUUAAUCUGUUCAAUGACCGAGGUUACCAAAAGUGUUUGGAUGAGGUAGAACAGGAAGUGCCCUCUAGUACCUCUGACCCAUGUACUCAUGCAGGGGAUGGCAGUCCUUUGAUGUUUCGCACGCCCAGUUUAGGGGACGACAGUUACGACUUCCUACCUGAUAAGCCUUGUGGCUUUCCCUACAGUGACCUCUCUGCUGAUUUCUUCAUAGCAGACUCAAAGGGGCAAGACUCCACAUUUCUUCCAACAAUCGCGUCAUCAGAUAUAUCCGACUUGUUGGACUUCAACACUGGUCUAAGUUACGACUCAGUCAGAAGUGAAGACAAUCGUCCUGCCAUCCAGUUACAAGACCUCAAUCAGAACAUCAGCAGGACAAACAAGCAGCAGGUGCCUGUUCCGCAGUCAGUAAGCAAGUUUUGCCUUUCUAACUCCCAGAAUUCUCUGCUCACUCGCAUGAUGUCGACACCACGAGACUCCAUCUUGGAAUCCCUGGAAAGCAUCGCUCCGAAGUUUCCCCCUCAGGACAUGGAGCUGCCGGACAUCAGCGUCUCCAAUGGCCUUCAGACCACAGUAUCCAUGGCGACGGGUCAUGGCGCUGGCUCGAUGUACGCGAAGGCGGGUGGAUCGUCUCCCCCGCAUGCAAUAGCUCUGAAGGAGAGCUCCCCGUACUCCAGUGCCGCCGUCACGGUGUCCCCGUCCAACUCCUCGGUGUCCAACCUGUCCAACAUGACUCCCCCGGCAGAGAGCAGUGAGGACAGUGACGACAGUGUACCCCUGGCACAGCUGGUAAAGCGUCAGGCUGAAGACAUGGCUCCCAUGGCUAUGGGAAAGGUCAAGGUCACAGGGAUCAAGAAGCCCAGGAUUGUCAAAAAAAAGAAAAAGAAAGACCCGAACGAACCGCAAAAGCCUGUGUCCGCAUACGCACUGUUCUUCCGUGACACUCAGGCGGCCAUCAAGGGACAGAAUCCCAACGCAACGUUCGGAGAGGUUUCCAAGAUUGUAGCGUCCAUGUGGGAGGGACUAGACCCCGACCACAAAAAUGCAUACAAAAAGAAGACGGAGACAGCCAAGAAAGAAUACCUGAAGCAGCUUGCAGCAUACAGGGCCAGUCUUGUAUCCCAGACCCGGAUGGAUGAGUCCCCUUCACCCCCGCGCCACUCCCCUCUGGGCUCCUCCCCCCAGCAUAUGAUGGGCUACAUGAACAACAUGAGCCCCGCCCACAUGAGUCCCAUGCAUGCCCAGUCACCCCAGCACAUGUCCAGUCCUCAUCACAUGCCCAGUCCGCACCACAUGCCAAGUCCACACCACAUGCCCAGUCCACAACAUAUUACCAGUCCACACCACAUGCCCAGUCCACAACACAUUCCAAGCCAGCAGCACAUGCUGAGCUCGCAGAUGGGUGGAAACAUGAACAUGUCCAGUCCGCAACACAUCUCUAGUCCGCACCAUGUAACCAGUCCACAACACAUGAUGUACGAAGGUCAGCAACAGUCCUCCCCUCAGUUCCACAACACGUCAACGUACAACGGGACCCAGUCCAUGGGAAUGAUGGACAAUGGUGUGAGACUCAACUGCCAGCUGGGACCACCUACCGGGGUAGGUCGCUACUGGGGUAACUCUGGACGACUGGUGCCUGCAGGGAUGUGUAUUCGUACCGGUUGUAACAACCGAGCCAUUGACAACAUCGGCUGGGACAGCGAAUACUGUAGUAACGAGUGUGUCGUCUCACAUUGCAGGGACGUGUUCUCAUUGUGGGUGUCCAACAGACAGAUGGCUCCCAACUCAUUCCCAGUCAAGUGAGUCUCUCUGUGCAGCCGGGCCCAGUGUUUGUAAGGGUCUGGAGUGAAUGUCUACGAGAGUUGUUGGGUUUAACGGUUUGUGGUCUAAAAAGGGAUGGAGUCAGUUCAGCACUCGUGCAUGGCGGUGUGUAACCAUGAUGCCAAAGUGGUGUGUAGCCGUGAUGUUAUGGUGGAGUGUAUCCAUGGUUCCAUGGUGGUGUGUGACCAUGAUGCAGACACUGCCCUCUGCUUGGCUGAUGCUGGCUUCUUAUUUAUUUUUGUUUGCAAACUUCUAUUAUGUAUUAUACUGAAACAAUAUGUUGUAUUUUUAUUAGUAAACUAUAGUUGAAGGUAUUUAUUAAAAAAAUGACACAUGUAUGUAACAGCAAAAAAGUAUUUAACACAGAUUGUGUGAGCUGUUUCUUUCAUGCUUUGAUUAUGUUGCUAGAAGUAUUGAUAUAAUUGGAUGGAAACAAUGGCCAAAAACUUUCAAUCCCUGGUGUUAGCUUAAGAUAUAACAAGCCUCGUUGUGGGAAAAGUGGAUGUUAUGCCUGUGCAUUAGUGUGAAGUCCGCUCAAGCAAAUUUGGGACGACACAUUACGGCUUAAAAGAAUUUUGGUUAAGAAGACACUUUCUGUAAAUAAAAAUUCCAUACAGACAGAAUGUGUGGUUGCUGAUUAGCCUGUGCCGAUUGCACAGGCUGAUCUGGGAUGACACUUGACACACAAGCAUUAAGCCCAGUUUUCCCAAAAACAAAGCAAUAAUAUUCAUCAGUUCAAAUGAUUGUUACACAAGUGCUUUGGUUUCUAUUAUUCAAAAGAAUACAAUUUUCAUUAUUGUAGUAAUUGGAGCAUGUUUGUAGUAUACAGGUAGUUUCAUACGAUAGUCUAAAAUAUUUUUAUUUCUUGGCAAUUUGUUGUAGACUAAAUUGAGUCUUUCUAGUGAAUGAUGACUGCUUUAUUGUUUUUAAUUAUGCCUCCUGUAGGGUGGCAUAUAGCAGUUGA